Molecule: messenger RNA, 414 nt
Organism: Staurois parvus
Lineage: Eukaryota; Metazoa; Chordata; Amphibia; Anura; Ranidae
Source: the annotation of a GenBank genome assembly
GCCUUAGCUGCGCAGCCGUACAUUGCCGCGGCAGGCAAUCACUGGGUCCCAGCCAUUGAUUACCCACUGGCGCCCGUGAUUACCGACAAUCACCGACGGGGAGGAGGGCUGCAUUGUUUACUAAUAGUCCUCCUCCCUGUCAGCUUGGGCACACUGCUCUGGAUAGCUAGCAGUGUGCUUACAGUGAAGCACCAACACACCGUCCCCCAGUAAAACACUCCCAGCACACAGUUAAUCUUUUGAUUGCCCCACAUGUUAACCCCUUCCUGCCCAGUGCCAUUAGUACAGUGUCAGUGCUUUUUUUUAAGCACUGAUCACUGUAUUGGUGUCACUGGGGAUGUCAGUGACACCAAGCCAGUUCCUCCCAGUGUCAGUAUGCCCGCUGCAGUCCCGCAGUCUUGCUAUAAGUCGCUG